UUCCCAACCCAUCCAUACUUAUUUAAUUAGAGUACGAGAAAAAAUGAUUAUUAAUUAAUUGUGAAAGUAAAAUUUUACAUAUGAACUCAAAAACUACAUAUAGUUAUAGUAGAAAAAUUGCAGUGAUUUAAAGUGAAGUGUUCAAAAAAAAAAAAUCAAGAAAAUAAAAAAAUUCUUGUGAUAAAAAAACAAAAUGGGCAAUGUUCAGACCAGACAUAUGGAUGCCAAGGGCAUGGCUCAUCGUCGCGGUAGUAUUUAUUGGAAUUUUCGUUAUUCCACAAUGCGUCGCAAAGAUGCCAACACUAUGAUGGUGUUCAAUUCGAAAAUUUCGAUUAAAGAAUGGCUGGAAUUUUUGGAUUUGCAACAAUAUGAAUCCAAUUUCAGUAUGUACAAUUGUGUUGAAGACAUCUUGGACUUAGAUGAUGCCGACUUAAGACUAAAGGGUGUAAGAGAUCCAGAACAUCGUUCUAAAAUGCUAUCAAGUUUGGUGAGAGUACAGGCAAAACGUCGUAUUUCCAUGAAUAUAGAUGAUGUAUCAAAACAAAUAUCACCAACACUACAGAGACGAAAAAACUCAUGCCCACCCAUGUAUCUGGCGGAAUGUACUAGUCUAUUCGAUACACAGCAAUCAUUAAAACGAAAUUCUUAUCAGCGCGGUACUUUAACACCGAAUGCCAAGAGUCCAGUGGAUAAGAAACGUUUUACAUUCGAUGAGACCGAUACCAUCUAUGAAGAACUAAAACCACGUGACAACAAUAGCGAUAAUCCUUCGAACGAUUCUGACACGAAAAUCGAAGACAUCACUAUGGAUAAUGAUUCUAUGAAUUCGGGUUCUUUCAAUCAGCCCACAUCGUUGAUGGGUUCAAUAUUACCGCCAACAAAUGAACAGCAGGAGGCUUUAGCACUUAAGAAAGCCCUAGAAUGGGAACUUAGUUUAGAUUCACGUGAUUUACGUUCACAUGCUUGGUAUCAUGGUCCUCUGCCACGGCAACGUGCCGAAGAGAUUGUUCAGCGAGAGGGAGAUUUUCUAAUCAGAGACUGUACAUCUCAGCCGCAUAAUUAUGUUUUGACUUGUCGCAGCAAUGGGGCGGUAUUGCAUUUUGUUAUAAAUAAGAUUUUGGUACAACCCGAAACCGUGUAUGAACGCAUACAAUAUCAGUUUGAGGAGGAUGCAUUUGAUGCCAUUCCCGAUCUUAUAACUUUUUAUGUGGGUUCUGGUAAACCCAUUUCUUUGGCUUCUGGAGCUCUUAUACAAUAUCCCUGUAAUCGUAAUUACCCAUUGUCAUUCUAUGGUCACAAGAUCGUAGGAAAUCAAUUGCAUAGCCAAAUGUUGGCAGGUUUAAGAGGACCAAGUCCUCUUAACUCACCCUUAGCAGCAAAUGCAGGAUUUCGUUUCGGUGGUAUGACCUGUUCCGGCAUCAGUCAACAGCAACAAUUGCAUGGAAUGCUACAACAUCAGCAGUCUUUGCCCACCUCCAUAGGACAACCGAUAAUGCAACAACAAAGUCCCAUGUCUUCACCACCACGAGGAAAACUUAAUACCGCACCAAGAUUACCUUCCAAGAAGCAACGUUCCCAAAGUUUAACUCCUGCUCAGGCAAUUGUGGUGUCUAACAUGAAAAAUGCCGAAGCAGGCAACAGUGCUGAUGGGGUAAUACAAGGUGGUACAGGCAUGGAUGCAAUCGUUAAUAGCGGUUCCAUGAAUCAGCUUAACCAAGCCAAUGGUCAGGGUUAUCGUCCUGAUGUUAGACGUUUUAGCCAAUUCGAAAAGAGCAAUAGCAUUUGCGGUUCUCCUAAUGAAACCCAAUUGCACUCUCAUUUAGAAAAUCUAAAUAUGCAUGGUAAAAUACCAACCAAUGGCUUUCAGACUAUAGCUCGUUGUACAGCCAACGAUAUGGUGGAUAAUCAUAUAAAAUUCACCACCCAUUCACUGCCACGACCAGCUACCAAUAAUUUUCGCAACAAUCUUAAUCGUACUUCCAGUUUAGCUAGAGAUUUUAAUGCCGAUUCUUCGGCUAGUAUGUUUUCUAGUUUGGAAAUAAGUAAAAUCCCUGAAUUACCCGAAAAACCACCUAGUCCACCACCAAAACCAAAUCGUAAUGCUGGCCAAACUGGCAGUUUGUCUCGCCCUAACAAGGAGCCAUCGGGUUUAGAACAGCAAUAUCCUUUGCAGAGACAGGGUGGAAUGGCUGGUAUAUAUCAAUUGAGUGGCUCCGAUUCUGGUAAUGGUUCGGGCGAUUCAAUGCCGGGAGAUAUGAAUGAAUUCAUAAUGCAUCGUGGUGUGAUUAUAAAAAAUCCUCGCUUUAUGACCACAUCGGUGUCAUCGGUUACGUUGAAAAGUUUGAGUGAAUUUGAUGUAGAGGCAGCAGAGGAUCAGCUAUUUACUCUAGAAAUACCUUCUUUUAAAGGGACCUCCAAAUUUGAUGUGGAGAAUUUCAGCACUCUUCUUUUGCCUUCGUGCGAAAACAACCCCUUGGAUGGUGAUGCCUUGAAUACUUUUAAAAUCAUGUUACUGGAAACUGGUCCCAAAAUGUUGGCCGAACAUAUAACACGCAUAGAUAUUGGCCUGCUAAUAGAAGAACCCAAUUCGGAACCCGAGUCAGAAAGCAAUAAUUGUAAUAAUAUUUUUGAUUACUCCGGUCUGGAAAUGUUGACUCUGCCACAGGGUAAAAUAUUUCGCAAAGAUAUAGUAGAGCGUACGCAAUGCUUAAAAUUAAUGGUGGCCGUAACAAUACUCACCUGUCAAACAGAUUUAGAUCGUGCCGAAAUAUUAAGUAAAUGGAUACAAGUAGCGGUAGAGACGAAGACUGCUUUGGGAAAUCUAUUUGGAUUUUCCACCAUAAUGUUGGGUUUGUGUAUGCCUCAAAUUCAAAAACUCACUUCAGCUUGGCAUUUGCUACGUCAAAAGUAUACCGAUGAUGCUUUUAUGUUCGAGGCCAAACUUAGACCCACCUUAACCAGUAUGAAUGAAUGCUCUAAUCCUCAAGCUCCCAAUACUACGGUACCACAUGUUUUGCUCUAUGCCCUGCUCAUGGAUCGUCCCGUUUUUGAUAUUUUAAAUUUUAACAGUACAACUGAGAAAUCUUCCCUUUACAAUAUGUGUAUUACAUCGUGGGAAAGUAGAGCCGAUGAUUUUGGAAUGUACAUCAAUUAUGCCCAUUUGGAUUCAUCUCGCAGCUUUCUUAAUAAUUUGAAAAUGUAUCGUAAAAAUUCGAAAAUUAUUUUAGAGGAAUCGAUUUCGAGAUUGGAUGAAUUGUUAAGCGAUGCAUUUAGAACUGAAUUUCACAUAAAAUUUCUAUGGGGUAGUAAAGGUGCUACAGCCACUGCCGAUGAUCGUCAUUCGAAAUUGGAAAAAGUAUUAGCAUUAAUGGCUGAUAGAUUUUGUAAUCCCGAUAAUGGAACAACUACAACUGCCUAAAUAAGAUAAAGAAAAUACUAAAACUAAUUUGUAAAUAAGUAAAUGUUAAAAAAAAAAACAAACUUAAUUUUUAUACGAUAAAAUAUAAAAAAUUUUCAAUAUAAGGGUCAUGUGAUAAUUAAUGAAAA
This is a messenger RNA of Lucilia sericata (common green bottle fly), 3546 nucleotides long. Its product is annotated as breast cancer anti-estrogen resistance protein 3 homolog. Bases 194 to 3418 code for a protein of 1074 amino acids. Lineage: Eukaryota; Metazoa; Arthropoda; Insecta; Diptera; Calliphoridae. The transcript is spliced from 9 exons. Gene Ontology annotation, biological process: small GTPase-mediated signal transduction; positive regulation of peptidyl-serine phosphorylation. The record is from RefSeq and is a predicted model, not a curated record. Gene Ontology annotation, molecular function: phosphotyrosine residue binding; guanyl-nucleotide exchange factor activity.